AUGGCCCCCAAGGGAAAACCGUCUAAGAACGUAGAAGCAAAGCCAUCUAAAAAGUCAUCUGAAAAGGUCAAGGGAAAGCCGUCUGGAAAGCUGUCUGGAAAGCUGUCUGGAAAGCUAGGACCAGUGGCAACACCACCACCACAGCCUGUUGUUCUUCCCAUUGGAGUAAAGUGCUACUGGAUCGCCAUUGUGCUCUUCAUGGUGGUGAGUCUGGCCGGAGUGAUUCUAAUGCUCCAAAAAUAUACGAAGCUGAAGCAAAUGAAGACGCCGUAUGAUGCACCAUUUCAAGUCCUGAGGACGGAUUUGGCAACUAUACUCGAGCGUCCAGACAUUGAACAUGGUGACCCCCCUGCAAUAGCCACGGAGGUCGAGAACCUGCCCAACGUCAUCCAGUCUGAGCAUGACAACUUCGGAGAAAAGAAAAAAAAAUACCAAACACUUUUACUUAAAGCCAUGAGAAGUUCUUCUGGCCCUUGGAAGCUUCGUGGAAUGAAGCUCUAUUACUUUUCCGAAGAAGCAAAAACCUGGUACGAUGCGGAGAACUUCUGCCUUUCCAGAGACGCACAUUUGGCUUCUAUCCUCAACGCCGAGGAGCAGAAUUUCAUCCGUUCCGAACUUCAGAACAAUUCCUGGAUCGGCCUUAGAAUUAAAAACGAGGACGGUGUUUGGGGAUGGUCCGACGGCUCCAAACUUGUGACACGGUGA
Heteronotia binoei (common prickly gecko) is the source of this 705-nucleotide messenger RNA. RefSeq names its product C-type lectin domain family 4 member F-like. Bases 1 to 705 code for a protein of 234 amino acids. The record is from RefSeq and is a predicted model, not a curated record. Lineage: Eukaryota; Metazoa; Chordata; Lepidosauria; Squamata; Gekkonidae. The transcript is spliced from 5 exons.